Podarcis lilfordi (Lilford's wall lizard) is the source of this 3850-nucleotide messenger RNA. The record is from the annotation of a GenBank genome assembly. NCBI's taxonomy places the organism in Eukaryota, Metazoa, Chordata, Lepidosauria, Squamata, Lacertidae.
AUGAGACAAGGAGAAAAGGAUGGCAGAGGGGCCAGAAGGCGAGGGGGAGAGAGAAAGAGAAGAAACACGGAGAAAACCAGGGUCCUCUUGGCACAAAUGUAUUUGGGUGUGGUCUUCCUCAAUGCCAGCAAGUCCCAACUUGGAGAUCUAGCGAAGAAGCGGGGGGGGGGCUGUGUAAAGAAGGCAAGUCCUUCUGCCACUCCCUCCUCUUCCAUUACUCAACCUCAUUCCAGCUUCCAGUCUGGACGUGCAAAGCAGCAAUAGAAGCAGCAGCUCAGAAGCUCUGGGAGAAGGAGAUAAUUCGCAGCCCAGGGAAAGGAUGUGAAGGAAAGACGGAGGCACACAGAGCAAGAGAAGCUUCGCUGGGCUCCAGUCAGAGACCAACUCACCCAUGUAAGUCAUUGCAUUGCAGGUUCAGUCAGGGCGAAGAACCAUAAGCAGAUCCAGAAGAAGACCACAUUGUGAUAGUUCAGGUUGGAAGUUUGGGGAAGAUGAAGUGGGUAGGAAGUAGCCCAGAUCUGGGAUAGAUCAAAAUCAAGGUUGACGGUUUGGAAGCAUGUGUGGCAAUGUGUGAAAAGGAUGCCAGGGGAAAAAACACACCCACAACUCUUUCUCUCUGAGUUACACAAGACAAAAUAUUGUUUUGCGUAUUUUGCAUGAUGGUUGUUGUCAAAAUAAAGGAACAGAAACAUUGCACCACUCUGGAAAAUUCCAGUGGAAAAUUCCAGGCAUUAUCAGGAAAAGGGUAUGAAAGUUAAGCUGCCCAGGAUGAUAAUGCCCUCGUACUAAUCCAUGGGGAAGCCGCACUUGGAAACCUGUCUAUAGUUGGGGUCAGCUGAUGAUAAAAUGGAUAUCAUAAAACUGGAAAAGGAACAGAAAAGGGCAACUCAAAUGAUUAGGGAAUGUGGUGCUAGAACAUCUUGCCCUUGAGGGAAGACUGAAAGCCACUAAGGGAGGGAAAACAUGAGGGAGGUUUUUAAAAAAUAUUUUGCACCCUCUGAGGAAUGUGCUUAGAGAGAGGCAUGCUCAUGCUUUCUCUCUCUUUCUCUUUCUGCAAUAGAAAUCGGGGAGCUUGUGAAUCAAUUGACAUUGAUUGGCAGGAGAUUCAGGAAAGGCAGGAGAAAACUUUUUCAAAUGAUGACUUUUGAAUGGAAGUUGCUGUCACAGAAUGGAGUGACACUGGGCCGCAACCUCAGGGGGCUUUGAAAUGGGGAUGGUGCAAAUUAAUGGAGGAUGGGUCUGUCCAUUGGUAUUAUUAGACUUGAUGGUUAAAUGGAGCUUCCAUGUUUGGUUGCAGCUGAAUAACAGCUCCUGGGAUCCAACCGUGAGGGAGGGCUGAUGUCUUCCUGCCCUGCUUGAUGGCUUCCAUAAGACAUCUGCCAGGCCAGUGUUGGUAGAGGGAAGAUGCUGGACUCUGUGGUCCUUUGACCUGUUCGUUCUUACGUUCUUACAUAGGGUGUGACCAAGAAACGGGACCAAGGACAGUGGUGCAGGUGAAAGGGGUGGCCCAUGUUGCCUAGGGGCUGGGAGCCGUUGUGUGGUAUAAUACCAUAAACAGAAUAAAAUGCAAGGCUAGGACACAGCUGAAAGGAAGGAGACAGAACCAAGGGAGGGAUAGGAGCAUAAGGGAGCUGUGGGCACCCACAAUAAUAUAAUUGUGGAGGCCAGGCACCCACAAAGUCAAUGAAAAAAAUCGGCAGGGAGAGAAGCAGUUCAGCUCCAUCCUCCGCAGCCAAUCAGCUCAGGCACAGAGACCCGUGGAUAGGAGGGAGGGAGGAGAAUACAAUUGGCCUUCUCUAACACACACACCAAAUCAUUACCCCUGAUUCUGAAGCUUCACGGGCAGUUGCUUAGAUCAUCUUCCUCCCUUCCUUCUGUUGCCCCAGCUUUGCCGAAUUCCAAUUUGCAAUCUCCUCAGGACAGGAACAUUUUCCUCUAGUUGUCAUUCUUCCCUAUUGAUGGAGUAGUAAAAACAUCACCAUCAUCACUUCAUAGGUAAAGGUAAAGGGACCCCUGACCAUUAGGUCCAGUCAUGGCCGACUCUGGGGUUGCGGCACUCAUCUCGCUUUAUUGGCCGAGGGAGCUGGCGUACAUGUGGCCAGCAUGACUAAGCCGCUUCUGGCAAACCAGAGCAGUGCACGGAAACGCCGUUUACCUUCCCGCUGGAGUGGUACCUAUUUAUCUACUUGCACUUUGAUGUGAUUUUGAACUGCUAGGUUGGCAGGAGCAGGGACCGAGCAACAGGAGCUCACCCCAUCACAGGGAUUUGAACCGCCGACCUUCUGAUCGGCAAGUCCUAGGCUCUGUGGUUUAACCCAUAGCGCCACCCGCCUCCCCUCAUCACUUCAUAGGCUAACAUUAAUAUUAUUAAUAUUAUUGAUAUUAUAAUUGUCGUCGUCAUGCCCUUCUUCCUAAAGGAACCCGGGACUCUGCACUGCAAGCCAUACAAAUAUACUCAAUAAUCAAAACAUUUUGAAAGUUACAGUGUAUACAUAAAAGAGAGAGGCCCCUGCCCCAGUGAGCUUACAGGAUCAAUUUCAGGGAGUGUAAUAGACCACAGCGGGAAAGAGAGAUGCAGAUAAAGCACGAGAUGGCUGUGAGCAAAAUAGACUGCAAUUUGUGGCAGCCAAGGUGGACAGGGGUUAAGGCGCAAUUCAGUUCCUCCUGGCUCAAGCUUUUCUUCUUCUUCCUUCCUGACAGGGAGUCCCCAGCCCCUCUUUCCAGUGGUGCCACCAACAACUGCACCCACACCUCUGGAAACAGCACCCUCCUGACUUCCCCGACCUCCAGUGUGACUGGCAUUGUCUUCCUACUCCUGGCUGCCCUUAUCGGGCUGCCUGGAAACCUCUUUGUCAUUUGGAGUAUCCUCUGGAAGAUGAAGCCGAGUCACCGCUCAGUCACCUGCCUCCUAGUCGUUAAUUUGGCAGUGGCCGACGGGGUCGUGCUUCUCCUCACUCCUUUCUUCAUCAUCUUCCUCAUCUUCAAGAACUGGCUAUUCAGCCUAGCAGUUUGCAAAGGGGUCUACUACCUGUGCUGCAUCAACAUGUUUGCCAGCAUCUUCAUCAUCACCCUCAUGAGCGUGGACCGGUGUCUCGCAGUCAACCAGCCCUACUUCUCCCAAGCCAUUCGCAAGAAGCACUUGGUGGUAAAGAUCCUGUCAGGGAUUUGGGUGGCAGCCAUUUUGUUAUCCAUCCCGGCCCUCCUUUUCCGACAAGUAGUCAAGGAUCCCUCAGGGAGGUACAUCUGUGAGCCCUGCCACCCCAGGCCGAGCCUGACCAUCUUCCACUUCACCUUGGAAACCGUGGUGGCCUUUGUGAUACCCUUCACCAUCAUCGUCGGCUGCUAUUCUGCCGUUUUGAUCCGCCUCAGGGGAGUGAAGCGGAGACAGGGGGCUCGGACCGAGAAGCUCAUUGUCGCCAUUGUCAUCUGCUUUGCUGUCCUCUGGGUGCCAUACCACAUCGUCAACGUGCUCCAGGUAGCUUCUAACCUGUCGUCAGGGCGGACGGCGGAACGACUGGGGCAGGCUUGGAAGAGUGGCAGAGCGGGUGCCACAGCCUUGGCAUUCCUCAGCAGCAGCAUCAACCCUGUGCUCUAUGUCUUCGUGGCUGGGAACCUCAUCAAGACCUCCGGGGCCAACUUCAUCGCCCAGUUCUUUGAGGGGGCAUCCGAUGGGCUCGGCAGAAGAUCCCAGUCCCACAAAAACCUGGCCAAAGACUUGGUGGUGGUGGCAGGAGCUGCCAUGGGCAUGGACCAGCAGCCCCUGGAGAGUUGUGACGGGCUGGACAAGGACCAAGAUGGAGGGCCGGGUCUUGGUGGCACAAGAGAGCAACUCGGAUAUAGACACUCCUAG